AUGUCGCACUUCACUGUGCCACCGGGGGACCAAAGCGUCCAGGUUCGAAUCAUCGAUUCUACUACUAGAAUUGGCAACUUACAACUGGGGUUUCUCAUGGAACCUCCAAUGGAGGGGAUGGAAUAUAUGCCUCCGCUUCCUGCCUGGUCAUUCCUGGUCGAGCAUCCUUCCGGUCAAAAGAUUCUUUAUGACCUUGGAGUUCCGAAAGAUUUGAACUCGUUUGCGCCAACGGUCUGUCGACAUCUCAAAGCGCAGGGAUGGAAUGUUGAUGUCAAGGAAGAGGUGAUCGAUACUCUCGACAGAAAUGGUAUCUCGGCAAACGAAAUUUCCGCUAUCGUCUGGAGGUUUAUAUCUGCGGGAAGCCACUGGCACUGGGAUCAUAUUGGUGACCCAUCGCGAUUUCCUCCCUCCACUGAACUCAUUGUCGGCCCUGGAUUUAAGACUGCGUUCCUUCCUGGUUAUCCAGGGAAAUCCGACUCUCCUGUACGCGAAAGUGACUUUGCUGGACGAAAUCUACGAGAAAUAGACUUCUCAGACACUGUCCAAGUUGGCCAGUUUGCAGCUGUUGAUUUCUUCGGCGAUGGUUCAUUCUAUAUCAUAGACAGUCCAGGCCACGCAGUCGGUCACCUUGGUGCAUUGGCACGUACCACGACUAAUCCGGACACAUUCAUUUUUAUGGGAGGUGACCUCUGCCACCACAGUGGGGAGAUUAGGCCAUCGAAGCACCUCCCCAUUCCUCGUGAUAUUCAACCGAGCUUCGCUACUCCAAUUUCGUUUCCUUGUCCCGGUGACUCGGUAUAUGAGCAGUUGCUAGUCCGACGGACUGGAUCGGCGGACAAGCCAUUCUUCCGACCAGCCAUGGGGCUUGAUAUCGAACAGACAAUAGAUACAAUUGAGAAAGCACAGGUGGCAGACGCGGACAGCAAUAUCUGGUUUAUAUAUGCUCACGAUGCCAGCCUGUUAAAAUGCGUGGAUCUGUUUCCCUUGUCGGCUAAUGGUUGGAAGGAGAAGAAUUGGCGGGAGAAAACUCUGUGGGCUUUUCUUGGAGAGUUUGAAACGGCGAUCAAGCAGAUUUAA
This is a messenger RNA of Penicillium egyptiacum, 1077 nucleotides long. NCBI's taxonomy places the organism in Eukaryota, Fungi, Ascomycota, Eurotiomycetes, Eurotiales, Aspergillaceae. The record is from the annotation of a GenBank genome assembly.